AUGCGCCCUGGUGCAAUGCGUAGUGCGAUGAGCGGCCCUCACCUCCCCAGUGGACGGGCACGAGCCACGAUGUUCCCAGCCCUUCUCGCCCUUGUGCUGCCGUCACUCGCUCUCGCCAGCAGCACGGGGGAAGCUCACUUCGCCGCCCAGCUCCUGAACGCGCAUGGAAUGAGAGGCACAAUAAGCAUAUCCGUUUCAAGGUCCAUAUCGCGAGGCACUGCCCCGGCCUACACCAUCCGGUUCGGCGCCGCCAUUGCUGACGCCCUCUCCCCCCCAAGCAACCUACUCCUCUCGCUGCCACGUGGCGCGAUGCCAUUGGUCCUAUGCUGGGGAUCGGCCGAUUGCCAGUGGGUGGCAACGACGCCGUCCGUGUGGGAGGCGGCGGGGGAGAGGAGGAUGAGAGGGGUGGAUGUGCGGCAGGGGAGGGCGCUGGAAGAAAUGCUAACUGUGGCAGGGGAGGGGAAUGGGGAGGAUGUAGCUGUGAGAGUGGGGAAUGGGGAGGGUAUUGCGGUCGGGGAGAGGAGGGUGAGGGGCGUGGAUGUGCGGCAGGGGAAGGGGCUGGAAGAAAUGUUAACUGUGGCAGGGGAGGGGAAUGGGGAGGAUGUAGCUGUGAGAGUGGGGAAUGGGGAGGGUAUUGCUGUCGGGGAGGGGAGUGAUGCGGUGACAGGGUAUGGUGUGCGCGCUGCGGUGGUGGUUGGAGGGGAGGUGGGGCAUGGUGGUGAUCUGGUGGGAGUGCUACGGAGGAGCCGCGAGUACAAUCAUGACAUCAUCGUUCCACGGUACCCCUCACAGGACCCUCGAUUGGAAGUGCGGCUGAAGGGGGAGGUUGGGGAACUGGGGGAGGGGCUAUCAGGGGGCAUGCAUGGAGGGGCGUUUAUGCUGGGAGCUUUCAAGUAA
Closterium sp. Naga37s-1 is the source of this 897-nucleotide messenger RNA. Lineage: Eukaryota; Viridiplantae; Streptophyta; Zygnematophyceae; Desmidiales; Closteriaceae. The record is from the annotation of a GenBank genome assembly.